CACACAUACACACACACACACGCACACACGCGCGCACACACACACGGAGCCAUGCCGAAGAGAAAGGCUGAAGGAGAGACCAAGGGCGAUAAGGCCAAAGUUAAGGAUGAGCCACAGCGGAGAUCAGCGAGGUUAUCUGCUAAGCCAGCUCCUCCAAAGCCAGAGCCCAAACCUAAAAAAGCAGCUCCAAAGAAGAGCGAGAAGGCGCCCAAGGGGAAGAAGGGAAAAGCUGAUGCUGGCAAGGAGGGAAACAACCCCGCAGAAAAUGGAGAUGCCAAAACAGACCAGGCACAGAAAGCUGAAGGUGCUGCUGAAGCCAAGUAAAACGUGUGAAUUUUUGAUAACUGUGUACUUCUGGUGACUGUACAGUUUGAAAUACUAUUUUUUAUCAAGUUUUAUAACAAUGCAGAAUUUUGGUUUACUUUUUUUUAAGCUAUGUUGUUAGCACACAGACUGCUUCAUUGUCGUGUUCUGGGGGGGUGGGGGGCAAUGGGGACAAAUGUCAUUUAGUCUAUUUCUCAAAACCUAAAUUUUAAUAAGAAAAGCUUUUGCCAGUCCCCCAGUUUUUGGAAGAAGGGAUUCCCCCGUGCUGACCAAGUGAACAUCAAAGCUCCCAAGGUGCUGUUGCCUGCUCCAGAUCCCAAUGCCAUCAGUUCUCCUUUGGUGUCCCCCUGUUCACCCAGAGCCCGUCACUCCCAGCCACAGCAGAACUGGCAUUUUGGGACGUACCACGCUCAGAUGCUCCGGAUUUCUGGUGUCCAAUCCGGGAUAUACUGGCUCAAAAAGGAGCUGCACUUCCUCUUUUCUACUGUGGAUCCUCAGAUAUAGAAACCUGCCUGUAGAUUUUCUUUUCCUCUCAAAGUCAGGGUGGGUUUGUGCAGUUGUCAGACAACGUGCAGAUGUGAACGUGUCCACCCUCACUCUAAACUUUGCCCUCUACAAGUGUGAGCCGAGGAUUCUUACGGUUUUUAGCAACUUCUCCAUUUCAGUAGUCCACAAAGGGAGGGGAGUUUGACAGUUGUUGUAAAAUGUUGCAGAUUGUAGCCCAUGUCCUGCCUAAAAUUACCAUGAUUGUUCAUGAAAAGUACCUUUAAUAAAGCUGGAUACGGUUUGGCUUGGACUGUUCUUAA
Molecule: messenger RNA, 1130 nt
Organism: Sturnus vulgaris (Common starling)
Lineage: Eukaryota; Metazoa; Chordata; Aves; Passeriformes; Sturnidae
Gene: HMGN2
Product: high mobility group nucleosomal binding domain 2
Biological process (GO): chromatin organization
Cellular component (GO): nucleus; chromatin
Molecular function (GO): nucleosomal DNA binding
Source: RefSeq, a predicted model, not a curated record